AUGGCGGAUGAAGAAAUUCAACAGCUCGUUUGCGACAACGGUUCGGGAAUGUGCAAAGCCGGUUUUGCCGGUGAUGAUGCGCCGCGCGCUGUGUUCCCGUCCAUUGUUGGUCGACCUCGUCACCAAGGUGUAAUGGUUGGUAUGGGUCAAAAGGACAGCUAUGUAGGUGACGAAGCUCAAUCCAAACGAGGUAUCCUCACUCUCAAAUACCCAAUCGAACAUGGCAUUGUGACCAAUUGGGAUGAUAUGGAGAAGAUCUGGCAUCACACUUUCUACAAUGAGUUGCGGGUCGCGCCCGAGGAACACCCCACUCUUUUGACUGAAGCUCCACUGAAUCCGAAGGCCAAUCGAGAGAAGAUGACCCAGAUCAUGUUUGAGACCUUCAACACCCCAGCCAUGUACGUAGGUAUUCAGGCCGUGCUGUCUCUGUACGCCUCUGGCCGUACCACUGGUGUUGUGCUGGACUCUGGCGAUGGCGUAAGUCAUACUGUGCCAGUUUAUGAAGGAUAUGCCUUACCGCACGCUAUUCUUCGUCUUGACCUGGCUGGACGUGAUCUGACUGACUACCUGAUGAAGAUCCUGACCGAGCGUGGCUACAGCUUCACAACAACCGCAGAACGAGAAAUUGUGCGCGACAUUAAGGAGAAACUGUGUUAUGUCGCUCUGGAUUUCGAGCAAGAAAUGGCCACUGCUGCGUCAAGCUCCUCACUUGAAAAAAGCUACGAACUGCCUGAUGGUCAGGUGAUCACGAUUGGUAACGAACGAUUCCGUUGUCCCGAGGCUCUGUUCCAACCGAGCUUCUUGGGUAUGGAGUCUUCUGGUAUCCACGAGACCAGUUUCAAUUCAAUCAUGAAGUGCGAUGUGGAUAUCCGCAAGGAUUUGUACGCGAACACCGUGCUGUCUGGUGGUACGACCAUGUUCCCUGGUAUUGCGGAUCGUAUGCAGAAGGAGAUCACUGCGUUGGCUCCGAGUACGAUGAAGAUCAAGAUCGUUGCCCCACCGGAGCGUAAAUACUCGGUUUGGAUUGGUGGUUCGAUCUUGGCUUCGUUGUCCACGUUCCAACAGAUGUGGAUCUCGAAACAGGAAAUACGACGAGCUGGUCCAGGUAUCGUGCACCGCAAAUGCUUCUAA
Molecule: messenger RNA, 1131 nt
Organism: Opisthorchis viverrini
Lineage: Eukaryota; Metazoa; Platyhelminthes; Trematoda; Opisthorchiida; Opisthorchiidae
Exons: 2
Coding region: 1-1131 (376 amino acids)
Source: RefSeq, a predicted model, not a curated record